AUGCAACUCCUCUCCCUCGCCUCAGCAGGCCUCAUUCUCUCCGCCGUGCUCGGAGCAGCAGGCAGUCCCGUCAACCCGCAGGGAAACUCCGUCAAUGUCCGCGCCGUCGAGUUCAACUCGAGGUCAGCUCCGGUUGCGGCCGUUGAAGCCCGAGCAGCUGAGUCCUCUAUCCUCGAGCGGAACGAGAACGGUUUGGACGCGCGAGCAGAGAACACCGCUCUGACCAAGCGUCAAGGCCUUGAGCAACCUUCAAGAUGCCGGCUGAGAAUCCAAGCUCGGAGACCGGGGCCUGCUUGCUAA
Messenger RNA from Aspergillus mulundensis, 300 nucleotides. RefSeq lists its product as uncharacterized. The record is from RefSeq and is a predicted model, not a curated record. NCBI's taxonomy places the organism in Eukaryota, Fungi, Ascomycota, Eurotiomycetes, Eurotiales, Aspergillaceae. The coding region runs from base 1 to 300 and encodes 99 amino acids. The transcript is spliced from 2 exons.